Molecule: messenger RNA, 3666 nt
Organism: Solea senegalensis (Senegalese sole)
Lineage: Eukaryota; Metazoa; Chordata; Actinopteri; Pleuronectiformes; Soleidae
Gene: mocos
Product: molybdenum cofactor sulfurase
Exons: 15
Coding region: 132-2642 (836 amino acids)
Biological process (GO): Mo-molybdopterin cofactor biosynthetic process
Molecular function (GO): molybdenum ion binding; molybdenum cofactor sulfurtransferase activity; pyridoxal phosphate binding
Source: RefSeq, a predicted model, not a curated record
AACAAACCAUAACUGUAUAACCUGAAGUGCUUCCGUCCCACGGCCGCACCGCGGGACUGUGUUCACUGUGAAUGACUGCAGAAGCAGCAGCAGAAGAGAAGUCGCUGUGAUUCAGUGAAGGAGCUCGACCGAUGGAUUUCCAAGAACUUUGUACUUUUGAAUGUUUCCAGCAGAUCUGGAGACACUACGGUUAUGAGGGAAACUUCGAGGACGUGAUCGAGCACGAGUUCACGCGCUUGAAAGGAAUCACUUACCUGGAUCAUGCAGCAACCACCCUGUACCCCGAGUCUCUGGUCAGGGAUUACUUCCUGGACAUUUCAAGGAACGUAUACGGAAACCCUCACAGCCAUAACCUUAGUAGCAGAUUGACACAUGACACCGUGGAUAGGGUCAGAUAUAGGAUAUUGCAGCAUUUUAACACCACUCCAGAGGAAUACACUGUAAUUUUCACUUCUGGUUGUACAUCCGCUCUCAAAUUAGUGGCAGAGAGCUUUCCCUGGAGGCCGCAGACUGAGAGCGAAGUAGGGAGUUGUUUCAGCUACCUGACUGACAGCCAUACCUCUGUGGUUGGCAUAAGAGGGGUGACUUCUGGCCAGGGGGUAGUUUCCCUGCCUGUCUCCCCACAGGAGUUGCAAAACAGGGAAAAGGGUGAGUCUGGGGGUGAAGAUGCUGUUUCCACAACACCACACCUGUUCUGCUAUCCAGCACAGAGCAACUUCUCUGGAAGAAAGUAUCCCCUCAGUCAUGUGAAAGGUAUCCAGGCAAGACGCCUUUACCCAGCAUGUGACCACCGAGGCCGCUGGUUUGUGCUCCUUGAUGCUGCCUCUCACGUCAGCUGCUCCCCUCUGAACCUACAGGACUACCCUGCUGAUUUCAUUCCCAUCUCCUUCUACAAGAUGUUUGGCUUUCCCACAGGGCUGGGGGCCCUGCUUGUCCGUAACAACGCAGCAGGCAUACUAAAAAAGACUUAUUUUGGAGGAGGCACAGCAGCAGCUUACCUUUCUGGGGAAGAUUAUUAUGUGCAUUCAGCAAACAUUUCUGACAGAUUUGAAGACGGGACUGUCUCUUUCUUGGACAUUAUUGCACUAAAUCAUGGUUUUGACACUCUUUACAAGAUAACAGGGGGCAUGCACAACAUCCAGCUGCACACGUUUGGCUUGGCACGCUACACUUACAUACUGCUGUCAAGUCUUUGCCAUGGCAACAAGCAACCAGUGGCGCGGAUAUACACUCAAGGCCAGUUUGAGUGCCCAAGCACACAGGGUGCAAUCCUUAACUUUAACCUUAUGGAUUCUCAUGGACAGAUAAUUGGUUAUUCUCAGGUGGACAGAAUGGCAAGCUUGUACAAUAUUCACCUGCGUACAGGCUGCUUCUGCAACACUGGAGCUUGUCAGUCCUUCCUCGGGAUCACCAAUCAGCAGAUGAAGAGAAAUGUGCAGGCUGGGCAUGUCUGUGGAGACAGCAUCGACCUGGUGGAUGGCCAGCCCACCGGAUCUAUCCGCGUGUCCUUCGGUUUCAUGUCAACAUUUGAGGACUGUCAAAGGUUCCUGAAAUUUGUUUCCAAGUGCUUCGUAGAGAAACCAGUCAAAGUGGACCAAGUGAGGCUGGAAAAGCUCAAAACAACCACUGCAGAACCUCUGGGCUCAAGUGAAACUCCACCUGUCAAAAUUACUAAUGGAAAAAAAUAUGAAGAAGAUGAGGAAAAGCCCACAGCCGCAUCACAGAAGGGAUUUGAAUAUAGAGAUUCAAAAAGCCACAGAGAAGCUUAUACUCUCACCAACAUCUACAUAUAUCCCAUCAAAUCGUGUGGAGCAUAUGAGGUCCAUGAUUGGCCAGUGGGACCGCAGGGUUUACUUUAUGACCGAAGCUGGAUGGUGGUAAACACAAACGGUGUUUGCCUGAGUCAGAAGAGGGAGACACGUUUAUGCCUAAUUCACCCGAAAGUCCACCUGCCCUCAAACAAAUUGCUCCUGCAGACAUCAGGUAUGGACACCAUUUCUGUUCCCUUGGAAAACAAUGUUCAAAAGAACAAAAGCUAUUGGAUGUGUCAGAGUAAAGUUUGUGGUGACAGGGUGGAGACUGUUGACUGUGGGGAUGAAGCGGCAUCGUGGCUUUCAGACUUCCUCGGACAGCCAUGUCGCCUGAUAAGACAAAGUCCAGAUUUCACCAGAAACACAAAGAAGGGGAUGAGUGGAGCUACCACCUCCACAUCCCUCUCCCUGGUGAAUAAAGCUCAGUAUCUCAUGAUCAACCGUGCCAGUGUGGAGCUCAUUCAGAAACAAAUGAGCAGCAGGCAGCACUAUUCUGAGGGGGAUCCGCUCCUUGACACACAGAAUGCCAUUAGCCGCUUUCGAGCCAAUUUAGUCAUCACUGGAGUAGAACCAUUUGAGGAAGAUAAUUGGUCACACUUGAUUAUUGGCAACACUCGAUUCAUGGUUGCAGGCCCUUGUGGAAGGUGCCAGAUGGUUGGAAUAGACCAGGAAACUGGGACCAAAACAAAAGAGCCACUCAUGUCCCUGUCUGCUUACCGCAGUGGAAAGGUGACUUUUGGUGUGUACCUGGCCCAUCAGCGACCAGAGUCUUUGAAUGUCAGCCUCCUCUCUGUCGGCUCCCUCAUUCAGCCAGAACCACACAGUCCUUAAAGUGAUCAACUUCCUUUUUUAUUCACUUUGGUGUCAUCCUAGGUCCUAACCAAUCAUUUUUGCACUGCACGUCCAGAUAUCACCUGUCUGACACUGUGAGGGCUUUCUAUAAACUCUGUUCUUUUCUGUCUCUGUAGCCUCCGUGGCUUUUGUUCUCUCAAGAGUCCUUUUCAUACCAAUGCAUUCAGAUUUUAUUCGACUGGAGUAUUCAUCACAUGACAAAAACAUCAUUUGAGUUAAGUUACUGUUAUGUUUUGUCAAAACAAGGCAGGGCUGAUGCUUCCAUUUCUGUUCAUGUUAACCUUCCAGGCAGUUCUCUUACUGUUUUUCCUCAUGGAGGUUUAUAUUGCUCUUCAUUCCAAACACAACAUCACCAUUAGUGCUGCCAGAAUCUGAAUGAUAUUGCCCCCUUAAUGAAAAAACCUACCAGACACAGUGCUCAGUAUUUGCUCCCAAGUGGGGUGAAUUGAACAUAGAAUUUUAUGCCAGGACAUGACGUGUAAUGUAGCACUGAGGUCAGAUAUCAUGACCAGCCAAGACUACAUGCUCAGAGUGACACGCUUAUACAUUAAGUAUGUAUGUGCUCAAGUGAUCUGUCAGUACAACAGAUCUACUGUUUUUGAAAAGCUUUUGUUGUUUGUCAUAUGCAGUAUGUGCCCCUUUUUUACAGGCAUCUCAAAUACAAGCUGAAUUUAAAAACGGACAGAGAACAAAUGCAAUCAAAUGCUAAUGUAACAUAUAAUAGUCAUAGACACAUUACAAUAUAAUACAAUAGGCAAUGCCUCACAUUUCCUUCAUAAAACUGUGGACAGGCUCAAUAGCACCUUCAGUAACAGACUUAUUUUGUUAAGGAGCGACACAGUAGGUAUUUUCUGCCCACUGCAAUAAAACUCUGUAACUGCUCUGUCUCUGCCAAGCUGCAGGCUGCCGUCCCCAUCUAAAUCUGGACUAGUGGUUUGAAUAUUGAACAGUACAUUUCUUUUUAUGUUGUAUAACAUAUAUAUAUAAUUAUUAUUAUUCAAUU